GCACUGCCUCUGGAUGGCCUUUUCCGGAUCCUCACCCCCAGCUCAAGUCAGUUUCUAGAGAUCGAACCUUUCCCUUUCUCUACGCCUUUUUGAGAAAUGGCGUUUGGGACUAUCCCGGCGCAGAAGGAAGAAGCGUGAGGUCCCCCGAGUGGUUCCACAUCACCCCAGCACGUCAAAAGGCGGGGCCGGAGAAGGCGCAGGUUCUGCGCGCGCGCAGAGCGACCCACGUGGAGCUGGCGCAGAGGCCACCAUUCUGAAGCCAGGAGGCGCUGAUGCACAGAGCACGUACCUGAUUUUCCAAAUGGCCGCAGCCCCGCAAGCCCCGGGGAGGGGCUCUGUGCGGAAGACGAGACCUCCGCCUGUGAAGACCUCCUUGAACAACCCGUACACCACCUGCUGGGGCACCCUGGGGCAAGAGGACAUGCACUUCAUACUGCAGACGCUGGAGGACAGGUUUAAAUCCCUCGGGCUUCGGAAGGUGGAGGACAGGAAGAGGAAGAAAAAGCAGCCCUCUUUAGGGAAAGAGAGUGGAGACACAUGUGGCAUGGCUGCGGACGCCGGCCAGGAUCUGGAGGAGAAAAGGUCUGAAGGUGAUGCCCAGGCGUCAGGGUGGACCCCUGCGCACGUGCGGAAGCAGCUGGCCAUCGGCGUCAACGAAGUCACCAGAGCGCUGGAGAGGAACGAGCUGCUCUUAGUGCUGGCCUGUAAGUCGGCCAAGCCUGCCAUGGUCACUGCACACCUGGUGCAGCUGAGCGCCAGCAGAGGCGUCCCUGCCGGCCAGGUGCCCCGGCUCAGCGAGAGGAUCGCACCUGUCGUGGGCCUAAAAUGCAUCUUGGCCCUGGGCUUCAGGAAAAACACCACUGCCUUUGCAGAUGAAGUGAGCACCAUCAUCCCCAGGGUCCCCCCUCUGAAUGUUCCAUGGCUCGGGGACCUCCAGGACACACCUGAAGACCCCCAGGAGAACUCAGAGACCAAGUCUCUGGAGAGCCGAGACAAGGAGAUUUCAGAAACUUCCUUUGAAGACCUCUCUAAACCCAAAAGGAAGCUUGCUGAAGGUCAGCAGGCUGUAGUGUUACAACCCCUGAAAAUAAAGAAACUGAUUCCAAACCCCAAUAAGAUAAGGAAACCACCCAAAAGUAAAAAAAUGGCUUCAAAGUAAUCUUGUAUAAACCUGUCACUUCAUACAGUGGUAAAACGAUACCUCGUCAAGAAGCCUCGAGGAGUUCCCUGGUGGCUCAGUGGGUUAAGGACUUGGUGGUGUCACUGCGGUGGCUCUGGUCACUGCUGUUGUGUGGGUUCAAUCCCUGACCCGGGAUCUUCCACAUGUGCUGGGUGUGGCCAAAAAAAAAAGCAUUGAAAUGAAUAAAAUGAGUUACUUUUCCAUAUG
This is a messenger RNA of Phacochoerus africanus (Common warthog), 1387 nucleotides long. RefSeq names its product ribonuclease P/MRP subunit p38 (gene RPP38). Gene Ontology annotation, cellular component: fibrillar center; ribonuclease MRP complex; nucleolar ribonuclease P complex. The transcript is spliced from 3 exons. Lineage: Eukaryota; Metazoa; Chordata; Mammalia; Artiodactyla; Suidae. The record is from RefSeq and is a predicted model, not a curated record. Gene Ontology annotation, molecular function: ribonuclease P RNA binding; ribonuclease P activity. Gene Ontology annotation, biological process: tRNA 5'-leader removal. The coding region runs from base 302 to 1159 and encodes 285 amino acids.